AGUUACUACUCUACUUAGCUACUCAGAGUCAGACGUGCUGUUUUGGUGGAUCAUUUUAAUAAGAGAAUGGUCUGAACGUGUUUGAGGCAGCAGGAACUAAAUGCUGAGAGAAGAUGAGUGACGUGAAAGUGGAGGAGAGCAUCAUGUCGUACUUAUCACAGACUGAGACUGGCGCCGGCCCCAAAGACUUAAACGUGGUGGCCAUUCUUCAUAACUUCUGGGAGCAGAAGCAGCUGAAUGGUUCCUCCAGUGACUCGGAUGGUUUUGGUGGGAAGGGAGCUGGCCAGACAGAGAGCCUGCUGUUGUACGAAUCUGCACCUUCUCCUGGUCCUCCAUACGUCUGCUAUGUCACGCUUCCUGGAGGAAGCUGUUUUGGUAACUAUAAGGUGUGUGAAACUCAAGCAGAAGCUCGGAGGGACGCGGCUCGCGUGGCUCUGAUGAACUCACUUGUGAAUGAGUUGCCAUGUCGACGCAUUGACCCUGAGUUCAUCGCUCAUAGUUUGCGUCAGGCGGCCAGAGACAGUGCUGUUUCUGUAGAAGAUGCAUGUGAUUCGGGUACCAGUAUAGGAACCUACAGUUUGCUGCUUCACUCCUACAUCGGAAGGAGCAUGCUGGAUUUCCAGGAGAUGAUGACAAUUUUCCAGCUGUUGCACUGGAACGGGACUCUGAAAGCUCUGAGGGAAAGGCAGUGCUCUCGACAGAGUGUGAUUAGAUAUUACUCUCAGCGAGGACUCGAUGAGUACGUGCGCAGCAAUAUGGCUCUGGAUUGGCUCGGACGGGAGCAGAGAUCACCGGGUCUCAUCGGAGCGGAGCUGCAGGUGGCACAGAGGGAGCUGGUGUUGGCCCGGCGUCGAGGCAUAGAGCUGCGCUUCUACAAGGAAAAGACAGAGAUCCUUAGCUUGGCUCUCAGCCAAGCAUACAUUCACCACACACCUGAGGUCUUCAGCCAUUCGCCGAGUCACAAAUACAAGCAAGAGCACCUGCCUUUAGACACAUUUUACAGCCAGGACACAGAAGCCCAGAGAGCCCCACCCUUAAGCCAUUUGCCACCGGUCCAUAAAAACACACAGCAAACAGUCUGUGAAGCCUCUGGACUCUCUGAUAGUCCUUCAUCAUGCUCAGAGCAAACAUUUGAGCCUUUAGAUGACUUUGAAUAAACUGAAUCACAAAGUAGAGGAUGGGCGAAACAUAUUGCCAUUUAACUCUAUACAUCCUAAAGACCCACUAGGAUUAACCAUGAAGCUCUUUUCUGAAGUGUUUUCUGUCAUAUUUGACACAUGAGAAGUUAGUGAGGGUAUUCUUUGCCUAUGCAGCUACCUUUGGAAAAAAUCUGCUACAUCUACAUUUGCUACACAGAAGGCAACUAAUAAAUAGGAUGUUUUUUGUCAGCAUGACUAAGAGUUUAAAAAGAGGUUUUACAAAAUUGAGUCGAGGUGUUAUUAUGAUGCCCAGCCAUUAUUAACAUACAGUUUAGUUUGUGACUAUAAAAGUAUGGCUC
This is a messenger RNA of Oreochromis aureus, 1498 nucleotides long. Its product is annotated as protein limb expression 1. Gene Ontology annotation, biological process: autophagosome maturation. NCBI's taxonomy places the organism in Eukaryota, Metazoa, Chordata, Actinopteri, Cichliformes, Cichlidae. The transcript is spliced from 6 exons. The coding region runs from base 114 to 1157 and encodes 347 amino acids. The record is from RefSeq and is a predicted model, not a curated record. Gene Ontology annotation, cellular component: cytoplasm.